This is a messenger RNA of Prunus mume (Japanese apricot), 673 nucleotides long. NCBI's taxonomy places the organism in Eukaryota, Viridiplantae, Streptophyta, Magnoliopsida, Rosales, Rosaceae. The record is from RefSeq and is a predicted model, not a curated record.
UUCAAACAUGUAGAGUCAAGGGGCCAACAUUACUUGGAAUUUGUCAUGAUUGGCUAGCUUGCCUGGAUAAGCUACCUGAUGAAGCAGUGACUUAUGCCAUGAAAAGCUUUGGGAAGGAUGUCCGAGCCCUGAUGGUUCAACAAGGUGAAGAGCAUCGACAAAAGAGGAAGGUUGAUGGACUUGCCAGAGAACUUGACAGGAAGGUUUUGGCAUUUGAAAGGACAGAGAGAAGGGUUCUUGGGUUGAAGUUUUCCGAGCAGGAAACGGAACUGCAUGUACGGAAUCGCAUCGAGUAUUUGAGUGAGAUGAAGGACCAGUUGGACAUGUUUAGGAAGAGGCUAGAGGCAGAGAAGGUGAAACAUCAUUCCAGUAUGCAUGAGACACAACAUAUUGCUGUGAAUGGAUUUCAGACAGGGUUUUCUUCAGUUUUUGAAGCCUUGGCCGAGUUUUCAAAGAGUGCUAUGAAAAUGUAUGAUGGCCUUAUAGCAUUCAGUGAAAACGCAAUGGGAUUUGAUGAAAAAAAUACCAACCCAUCAUAAAAUGACUUGUUGAAGCCGAUGAUAGAUGUGGCGGAUGCACAAAGGUUUUUGAGAAUGUUAGGAACCUUUAAGAAUUUAUUCAUAUGAUAGGUUGUAUCAAACUUGCUCACUGAAAUGAUUAUAUAUUGCAGGCC